This is a messenger RNA of Fundulus heteroclitus (mummichog), 1544 nucleotides long. RefSeq names its product pleckstrin homology-like domain family A member 1. Gene Ontology annotation, biological process: positive regulation of apoptotic process. Gene Ontology annotation, molecular function: phosphatidylinositol phosphate binding. The transcript is spliced from 2 exons. Lineage: Eukaryota; Metazoa; Chordata; Actinopteri; Cyprinodontiformes; Fundulidae. The record is from RefSeq and is a predicted model, not a curated record. Bases 47 to 943 code for a protein of 298 amino acids.
AAUGCGACAGUUUGAAAGCAAUGCAGGUGAGAACUAGUUAGUAUGGAUGUUAACACAGCGUCAGUGGCUCUCAGUGGUCAAAAGUAGAAGACUGUAUGCCGCCAGAAAGGAUUUCUUUUAUUAUUAUCAAACUUUAAAGGCGGGCAUAACAAUCUCAGCGGCAUUGAUGGAGGUGUCAGUGUGUAGUAUAAAAGGAAGUCUUAAUGACCGGGCUUCCAUGGUCUCCGGGGGGUUUACUCUACUCAGGGGGGCGGUGCACUUCUCCAGACCCCUCCCGCCCCCAAAAGCCGCUCCACAAACAGUGACCAGCAGACAGACUGGCAGUCGGGAUCCUCUCCCACAUCCAGCGGUCACCGCUGCGCCCCAUGCCCGCGGCCUCUCCGGGACAGAGCGCCACCAAACGAGCGUCCGUGCGUUCAGCGAAGCGGUCAGCAGGCUGGAAGUCCGCGGCGUCCGGCCGAACAUGCUGGAAAACGGGAGGAAGGUGUACAAGGAGGGUCUGCUGGAGAAGCGGAGCGACGGGCUGCUGCAGCUCUGGAAGAAGAAGCACUGCGUCCUGACCGAGGACGGCGUGCUGCUGCUGCCGCCCAAGCAGCAUGAUCACCCGCAGCAGCAGCAGCAGCAGCACGGCGGCGGCGGCGGCGGUGGCGGCGGGGACGCGGGCAAAGUCAAGGAGCUCCACUUCGCCAACAUGAAGACGGUGGACUGCGUGGAGCGGAAGGGCAAGUACGUGUACUUCACCGUGGUCAUGACGGAGGGGAAGGAGAUCGACUUCAGGUGUCCGCAGGACGAGGGCUGGAACGCGGAGAUCACCUUGCAGAUGGUGCAGUACAAGAACCGGCAGGCGAUCCUGGCGGUCAAGUCCACCCGGCAGAAGCAGCAGCUGCUCGUCGUGCAGAUGCCCGGACAGAAGACCGUCCGGAGCUCCCCGAGCGUGGCGUGACCCGCGGCGAGGCUUCAGCGGUGAAUUCGACACUCAGCCGAGAAAGAAUAUGUACCCAGGCUUCAUCUCCCCCUGCUGCUGCUUCACCAAGCACCAUCCUCCAGGAGAACCCCCCCCCCCCCUCCUCGUUUCAUGUUGAGGUCUCCACACACCAGCCCCCACCCUUCGAUACAGAGACUUACUUCACAAAAGACUGAUGGACUAAAAGCAUGUGAGAGAACAUCUGUAUUCUACCGUGCAAUGGGUUUGUCCCUUAUUUAUUAGAUGUGUACAUAUAUUUUUUUAUAAAAAUGUUCUGUCUUUGAAUGUCAAGUGUGGGAGUUGCUGGAGUUGAACACAAAGCGUUCGAUCGACGUAGGAACGCCUCACAAACUGGAACCUGAGGGGAACGUUUUGUGAUGUUCCCUAAAGGUUGCAAAGCCUGAAACCUUCAAGAGAUCUCGAUGAGGGAAGGCUCACCUAAUGCCAUGGUGGUUCUUCUCGUAGCUUUUAGGGAGGAUUCUGCUGUUUCCUGGGACGUUGCCCAUCUUGGAAUGGUUUCUGUAGGUUAGUCGAACCAGCUUCUAAUGUGAAUAAAACGUGUCUAUACUCCUGGUUUUUA